Molecule: messenger RNA, 3024 nt
Organism: Silurus meridionalis
Lineage: Eukaryota; Metazoa; Chordata; Actinopteri; Siluriformes; Siluridae
Product: nesprin-2-like
Exons: 16
Coding region: 462-2885 (807 amino acids)
Source: RefSeq, a predicted model, not a curated record
AGCUCCAACCUGGGAAACAGGAAAUAACCAUACACCCAAGUCAAAGGAGGACUAGGACAUCAACAAAAAAGCCUCAGCAGUUAUCAGAGUCAUCCGGCACCACUAGCAUUCAGUCAGUUACUUUACACCAACAACAUGCUGCAUCUAAAUCCAAGUGUCAAGCUGUGAGUUUUAACCCACCACAGCAUCAUGGGCUCCCACCCAAGGUUCAUCGCCUUCCUCAGUCUGUGGAGACAUCACAUACACGUGUCAAGACAACACCCCAGGCUCAAAUUCAGCUGCAUGCACAAGACACACAGAGACACACCCAGCUUGGUAUAUCACCCCAAACUUCACAGCAAGCCCAGGCUUGGCCCACAGUUCUUAGCCCCAGUAUACACAAGAAACAACAAGGCCAGGGUAAUGCCCCAAAUCCUCGCCAUGUCCCUGGGCAGAACGAGGUGUUUUCCCGAGCUCAGGCUAUGGCUAAGAGCAGGAUGAACAAGGCCAAACAGCAAUUACAGCAAUAUAUAGAGGAGGUCAUCACCAUUUUCAGCAGCACAAUCAUAUCUAAAGAGCAGGCCAGGAGGAAGCAGGGUGCAGUACGAAGGCUUAAUCCAGCCGUGUUAGAUGAAUUCCUCGGAGCUGUGGAAGGUGUAGGGGCCUUUUGUUCUGAAGUUCAGCUCGAAGACCUGGAAAAACUUUCUCUAUCUGUUAGAGCGCAGUGGGAGGAUGUCCGUUCAGCAAUAGAGUCCUUACUGCCAGAGUUGUGGCGAGAGGUUGAGCGAAGGCAGUCAAUUAAUGCCGCGCUUUUGAGGCAUGACAUAGACACUAACACAGAAAUCCCUGCUUGUUAUCCAGACCAAGUGUGCUGUGAACAGGCAUGCUCUUCAGUAGUGGAGCCCCAAGAGCGUCUAAAUGCACUUUAUGAGCUCAGUACUACUCUGAGUUCUCCAGCAAGCUCCUCUAUGACCACCACCCAAUUGACAGAGUGUGACAGCAAACUGGAGACUGUUUGCUACCAUGUUAGUUCAAGCAGCAAAACAGAACAAUGUCAGCACCGCAGGGAGGAAGCCCUAAGUAAAUCACCUGCACUGCCUGCUGACCAAACACUAAGCCAGGCUUAUUCACAGGUCAUUGUGCAUACUAACAAUAUGGAGACCAAACAAACAGCAGAGAGGACCAUCAUCCAUACUGUGGAAAAACAGGAUGUGGGAGAGUCCUUACAGGAAGCUCACAGGAGUUACCUGGUUGCCCGCUCAGCAUUUAAACAGAAGCUGCAGAUGAACAGUGAGCAGCUAAGCGCAGCUUUUCAUACAGACUCCAGUUUCUCACCUAUCACCAUUAACAAACACCUCCAAGAUCUCCAGGUUCUGAGACAGCAGACAGAGGCUUUAUGGUUUGAGUUCCAGAGCACUUUACUUAUGGAGGAUGACUACAUAGUUGAAAGAGACAGAUUAGAGCUCAUUGAGCAGUGGAGGGGACAGCAGAACUGCAUUCAUGCCAGAAUGAGGGUACUCAAGGGUGCUUUGGAGUUGUUGGAGCCAACUGAUAUUCGUAUCAAACAGAUCUCUAAUCAGCUGGACCAGAUUGUUGGAAAAACUUUGGACAUCACAGACUUUGCCCUUACUGAUUUCACAAAAAUAUGUGGAGACACGAAGCUGUUAGGGGAGCACAUUCAAAGUGAACUGAAGCUCCUUUCUGAGACAGAGAGUAAGCUGGCCAUCUCUGCAGGUUUGACUGAGUCUGAGCUUCAAACCCAACUGUCGCUACAGCAGAUCAUCCAGAACUGUACACAGAGCUUGCAGCUGCUGAACCAUCGACUGGCUGGAGCACAGUCAGUGCAUGGUGCCCUGGAACACUUCCUGAGUAGUUUACACCAGUUAAAUGACAUGGUUUCCACAAACGACAGCACAUAUUCAUUAACAGCAGCAUCAGACUUUACUUCUAGACUGACUUCCAUUAAGGAGAAGCUUCAGCAGGCUACACAACAAGCUACACGGAUUGAUUGUAUGCUGAAGGACGCUAAGAUGAGUGUUACUUUAGACAAGAAACCAGGCGGUUGUCAGGAUUUGGUGGCCAAGUGUGCAGCAAGGAUCAAGACUCUGGAAAUGAAAGGAGUACAAAGCAGCAAAGAAGAGGAGAAGAGAGAGCGGAUGCUGAGGAAGAAAAGGAAAGCCUUGCAGGUCACACUGAAUGAGGUGCAGGGAUCAGUGGAAAGACAGAGCUUGAAAGAGCUCAGUCUUCCUGCCCUGCAACACAGAAUGCGAUGUUUGACAGACAUGGAGAAUAAACUAGCUGCUGUGCACUCAGACAUCCAGAGUCUGUGGGACCCAUUUGCUCAAACAAACACUUUAAAGGAAGGCCUCAGAGAGCUCGAGGUCCAGUGGGAGGAGAUCCACAAAACACUGAAAGAAAGUCAAGAGGAAUGUCUUUCCCUGAUUGAGCUGCUGAAGAGGUUUCAGAGAUGCCGUGCCCAUCUUAACAACACCCUGCAGAUUAGCGAACGGACUAUAAGUGAGAAGGCUUCCUACAUGGGCAAAGACAGUCUGCAGCUUCUUAUCACCAAGGUAAACAACAUUAAAUCAGACCUAAGUUCACUUGGAGACGGUGUGGAGGAGUUUAGAGCUGUGUGCAGGCAGCUGCACACUCAGAUGCGAAAUAUUCCAGACUGUCCAGAGGCUCCAUUCGAGAGUGAGGCGGAUGCACUCAUGGAUCGGUGGCUAGAUGUGUGUGAAAGGACAGAAUGCCAUAUUGAGAAUCUGCAAAUCGGGUUAUCGCUCUGGGAUAAGCUUCUUUUCUUGGCCAAGGAGGUAGAAACUUGGACCAACAUCAAACUGCGGUCAUUUGCUCAAUCAAACCCUUUUCGGACAGAGCAAGAGGUUUUGCUAUGCAGGAGGAUCUAAGGUCACAGGAGGAAAAUUUAGAACAUUUUCAUCGCAGGUCUGCUGAGAUCAAGGAUAUUCUUCAAAGCAGUGAACCCCCCUUGGAGCUACAGGUGACUGAGAGUCAGCUGAGGAAGAGAAUGGACGAAGUGAAGGAGCU